AACAGCUCACGAACAGUGAGAUCCUGACCGGAGCGGAAGUUGACGCCUAACCAGCUGAGCCACCCAGGCGUCCUGCCCCCUUUGGUGCAUUUCUUGCUCAGAACCUGGGUGGAUCCCAAGUGUCGUUGACAGGGUCCUUCCGCAGAGCGCAGGGCCGUCAGCCACGACGCUGGAUGAGAAACGGCUGGGUACAGUGGGGCUGGCAUCCACCCGAUUCGGGCCCCUGUGUGGUUCUCGCCCCAAAGUCGAGUGUGGAGCCCAUUUUACAGACGGGGAAGCUGAGGCAGAGAGGGUGAGCAUCACGGGCUGAAUGCGGGGCCGAGGGUGUGGCUGGGCCCCUGUGGACGCUGCGGGAAGCUGCUGCUCAGCCGCUCCCCUGCCCCAACCUGGAUGUGGGGACAGAGGGGCUGCGGGGAGGACACAGAGGCUGUGGCCUUGCCCCGGGGUCCCCCACAAGUGGACGGCGAUGGCCGUGUGCCCUGGUGUGGUGCGCAGGAGGGCAAGGAAAGCAAGCCUCAGGAUCGUGGCCACGUUCACCAAGAAGCCGGUGUGGGGGCUGGGGCUGACCAAAUAGUGGCCCGAGGAAGGGAGAGCUGUUUCCAGAGACCUGAUCAAUCAAGUCAUUCCUGUACUGUGAUUAUAAUUGUGUCAGGACAUGACAGAGACACGAGAGGGUGGCUCAGAUCUGAACCGGGAGCUGGGCUGUUUGCAAGGGGACAGCUGGGCCUUGUGGGGCCACAGGCUCUAGCCUCGGGGUCCACAGGAGCAGGGCACUCACAGGUGUCCCUCUGCAGACGGGGGAGUAGGCCUGACCUUCGGCCGGGUCUCGGGCUGGGUGCCAUUGGCCGUGGGGAUGGUCGGCACCCGAGGGGCAGGAUCCCUCUCAGGAAAACCCCACGGCCGGUGGGCGGAUGGCCCUGGAUCCUCGGGGAGGCUUUGGGACUGGAGCCCCUGGGGAGGCAUCCCUGGGUGGUGCUCAGUGUCACCUGCUUCAGAUGGAUUUUAAAGCAAAGGGAUCGAUCAGUCUCUAGAUUCCGGAUAUUUGUCAUCCCAGGAAGUCCUGCCCCCUGUGCACCUGUGAGCAUACGGGGGUGUGUGUGUGCGUGCAUGACCACAUGUAGUAACACACGCGUGUUUGUUGUGGCGCCUGGGUCAGGUGUGACGCAGAUGGUGGCAGCUUGUGGCUCUCAGGCCACUACUGCGGCACGUGAGGGAGGGCAGCAUGGCUGUUUUCACCGAGGCCCCAGCCCCACAGGCAGCCCCCCAGAGCGGCCCCAGUUGGGCCUCUGCACCCACUUGGACCCCUGAUGGGAUGUGGUCAGCCGCGGAGGGGGCUCUGGCUCCUGUGGGUCCUGGCAUGAGCCAGCCUCGGGGUCCAGUGCCCUACAGGGGGUCAGCCAGGCCCGCGGCACCUGCCACGUGGGCCACGGGCACAAUCUGCAUCGUCUCUUGACUCCUUCGUCGGCCUCCACCCCACAGGAAGCAUGCGGUCCUAAAACAGCAGGACAGCCCCACACUCGUGGGUCUACUUUUUAAAAAAUCCAAACCAGAAGACACGUGUAAGUUAUUCCUUCAAAGUAGACGCCCCAGGAGGGAGAAGAGAGAGACUGAGAAACAGACAGCGAGAGCAGGGUGGAGAGCGGGAAGAGGGAGGUGAGGGCCUUGAAAGUGACAUUUCAGAUGGGAUAGCAGAGCUGAGGGCUCCUUCCUGCCUUCUGUCUCCUUUAUCCUGAGAGCCCACCCCCUCCUGCCUGAGACCCGGGCUGCUUUCAGAGCCAGAAGCAACCCCGGGAGCCCUCGGCGUCCCUGGAGCAGGUGCAGGACGGAUUCUGGAAGCUUCCAGGCGGUGGAGUGUCUCCACAGAUCCGCUGAGCCCUGCAGCGUCCGCGGCCCAGCCCAGCCCGCUGUACCCGGCUGUUCCCCAAACCUACCGCGGCUGGACGCAAGCAGCUUCUCCCCGAGUGGGGACGGUGCUUGUGAGUGGCUGUGUGGGGAAGCACCGGGGCCACACUGCACACUCUGAAGGGCUGGGGACCUGCUGCCCUUGUCUAGCCCCCCCCAGCCCCGGGGCACUGGGCCACUCGUCCCUCCCCCGGCCAGAGCACCAGGCUGGGAGACGCUGACCCCUAGUCCAGAAAGACAAGGACACUCUUUCCCACCUGCAGCCACUGUAGAAAGCAAAAAGCAAGUGACAUUCAGCACUUGUCUAAGAAGCAGCUAAGGCCAGUUCCUGAACACAUACCCUGAAUAGAAGGAAACCAGCCACGGUUUAGGAACGGAGGUAUAAUCAAAUUCUCAUUUUCUAUUCCAAUAAGCAUCUUUGAAUUAAUGUCUAUUCCACUAAUUAGGAAGGUUUUAUUAGCGUUCUACUCGGUUAACAAAGCACACAACACAGACCACGGAUAAUAUCGCGGUCAUUUCUCCACGGAGGGAACAGCAGAGGGAGAGUGAGCGAGCCAGCUGACAGAGCGGAGGGCACGCUAGCCAGCCCUUUGCAAGUAUGGAGGUAACGGUCUGGGAAAAACACAGCCUCGUCGGUGGGCCCUGUUCGCACCACCCAAACCUUGGGCCCCAGCUGGUGCAGGCGAGCCUGGUUCGGGGCGCAGCACUGGGACCCGCGUGUCCACCUGGGACACGGGAGGCCGAUACCCCUGCCCCGACGCCCGGGCGCUGUGCUCGGGCCUCCGGGGGCUCGGCCGAGGACAGGCGCGGUGGCAGGCGGGCUCGGUGUCAGUGGACAGGGCUGUGCUGGUCUCCGUGACCCUGGGGGCUUCGGAGGAGGAUGGCAAAGUGUCUCGGCGCUGACCCCGUCCCAGCCACCUGGGGUCGGGGCUAAGUGGGUCCGAGUAAGGGCAG
Messenger RNA from Leopardus geoffroyi (Geoffroy's cat), 2856 nucleotides. RefSeq lists its product as uncharacterized. Lineage: Eukaryota; Metazoa; Chordata; Mammalia; Carnivora; Felidae. The record is from RefSeq and is a predicted model, not a curated record. The transcript has 2 exons. Bases 391 to 1308 code for a protein of 305 amino acids.